AUGGAUGAACCGUACGACUACAUGGAGGGCGAGGACGAGUACGAGGAGGAAGAGGAGGGCGACAACGCGAUCACGUCGGAGGACUGCUGGGCCGUCAUCAGCUCUUUCUUCGACACAAAGGGCUUGGUCUCUCAGCAGCUCGACUCCUACGACGAGUUCACGCGCAACACAAUACAGGACAUCGUCAAGGAGAACGGCAGCGUCAUUCUCGAGCAGAACACGCCCUACAACCCGGACGAGGACGUGGACCCCAUCAUCAAGCGCCGCUACGAGAUCACAUUUGGCCGCGUCUACCUCGCCCGCCCCACACACACCGAGGGCGAUGGCUCCACCAACCAGCUCCACCCCCACGAGGCGCGACUGCGCAACCUUACCUACUCGGGCGCCAUGUUGGCUGACAUCUCGAAUCGCGUCAUGGUCGCACGUGAGUCGAGGGAGCCGGCCGAGGGCGAGGACGAGGAAAUGGAGGGCAACACAAUUGGCACAGCGGGUGGCCCCACGCAGGUUCGCUGGGACCGUGAGGAUGCGCCCUUGGAAGGCGAGAUCGGGCGUGUCUUCAUUGGCAAGCUGCCAGUCAUGCUGCGGUCCGAGCUGUGCCACCUGCGCAAUCAGACGGACGAGGCUCUCUUCGGACUGAAUGAGUGUCCCUACGAUCAGGGUGGCUACUUCGUCAUCAACGGCAGUGAGAAGGUCCUGAUCGCACAGGAGCGCAGUGCUGCCAACAUUGUGCAGGUCUUCCGGAAGAAGCAGGGACCCAUUCCGUGGACCGCCGAGAUUCGCAGUGCUGUCGAGAAGGGCACACGUCUCAUUUCGUCUUUCAACAUUAAGUGGGCUGAGAACACGCUGAUGACCGCCGGUGGUGGUGGCAAGCGUAUGCCUGGUCCCUUCGCCUACGCCACCCUACCAUAUAUCAAGGCCGACGUGCCCAUGGCCAUCGUCUUCCGCGCCCUCGGUGUCGUGUCUGACGAAGAGAUUCUCAGCCACGUCGUCUAUGACCGCAGGGAUACGCAGAUGCUCGAGCUGCUGAAGCCCAGUAUCGAAGAGGGUUCGGCUGUGCAGGACAGGGAGAAUGCUCUGGAUUUCAUCGCCAAGCGAGGAGCGAACACAGGCACAAAGGACAGGCGUCUAAAGUUCGCAAGAGAUAUCAUGCAGCGCGAGUUCCUUCCCCACAUUUCCCAGAAAGAAGGCCAGGAUACACGUAAAGCCUACUUCUUCGGCUACAUGAUCCAUCGUCUGCUCCAGUGUGUGCUAGGGCGCCGAGACGAGGAUGAUCGUGAUCACUUCGGCAAGAAGAGGCUGGAUCUUGCUGGGCCGUUGAUUGCCAACUUGUUCCGUAUUCUCUUCUUGAAGCUGACUAAAGACAUCUACAAGUACCUCCAGAGGUGUGUGGAGAACAACCAAGACUUCAACAUCCAGAUGGCUGUCAAGGCCAGUAUCAUCACAAACGGGUUGAAAUACUCGUUGGCGACGGGAAACUGGGGUGAUCAGAAGAAGGCCGCCUCGGCCAAGGCUGGUGUGUCCCAGGUGCUGAACCGAUACACAUACGCUUCGACUUUGUCUCAUUUGCGUCGAACAAAUACUCCCGUCGGUCGUGAUGGCAAGCUUGCCAAGCCUCGUCAGCUUCACAACUCUCAUUGGGGGUUGGUCUGCCCUGCCGAGACUCCUGAAGGGCAAGCUUGUGGACUGGUCAAGAACCUGUCCUUGAUGUGCUACGUCAGUGUCGGAAGUGACGCCGGGCCUAUUACAGAUUUCAUGACCCAACGAAACAUGCAACUGCUAGAGGAGUACGAUCAGAACCAAAACCCAGACGCCACUAAGGUCUUCGUGAACGGUGUCUGGGUUGGUGUGCAUUCGAACGCCCAGCAGCUGGUUUCGGUUGUGCAAGAGCUCCGCAGAAACGGAACGCUUUCCUACGAAAUGAGUUUGAUUCGAGAUAUUCGUGACAGAGAGUUCAAGAUCUUCACUGAUGCUGGACGUGUCAUGAGGCCCCUGUUCGUUGUUGAGAACGAUGUUCGGAAACCAACCCGCAACCACCUCGUCUUCAACAAGGAUCACUCCAACAAACUUACGCACGAGCAGGAGUUCUUCAACCCCGCUGGGCUGAGUGAAGAGGACAUUGCAGCCCAAACUUAUGGCUGGAAGGGCCUGAUCCAAGAUGGUGUGAUUGAGUACUUGGAUGCUGAAGAGGAGGAGACAGCCAUGAUCGUCAUGUCACCCGAAGAUCUCGGUGAGUGGCGCGAUAUGAAGCAGGGUCUGCCUGCGAACGAGCGAGCUGCGCUCGGCAAGGACCGUCUCAAGCGCAUCAAGCCAAAGCCAGAUCCGCGCAUUCACGCCUACACGCAUUGCGAGAUUCACCCAGCUAUGAUUCUCGGUAUUUGCGCUAGUAUCAUUCCGUUCCCCGAUCACAACCAGUCGCCUCGUAACACAUACCAAUCUGCCAUGGGUAAGCAGGCUAUGGGUGUCGCUCUGACAAACUACGCGUUGCGCAUGGAAACCAUGAUGAACGUCCUCUAUUAUCCUCAGAAGCCCCUUGCGACGACCCGGUCCAUGGAAUACCUCAAGUUCCGUGAACUGCCCGCUGGUCAGAAUGCCAUCGUCGCUAUUGCCACGUACUCUGGAUACAACCAGGAAGAUUCCGUCAUCAUGAACCAAAGCAGUAUCGAUCGAGGUCUCUUCAGAAGUUUGUUCUACCGUGCCUACACUGAACAGGAGAAGCGUAUUGGUGUCAAUGUUCUGGAACAGUUCGAGAAGCCAACCCGCGCUGACACAUUGAGGCUGAAGGGCGGUACUUAUGACAAGCUUGAUGACGAUGGUGUUGUCGCGCCUGGUGUACGUGUUUCCGGUGACGACAUCAUCAUUGGAAAGACGGCGCCCAUCGCAACUGAUGCGCCGGAGCUCGGACAAAAGACGACUCUUCAUUCGAAACGUGAUGUGUCAACACCUCUCCGAAGCACGGAGAACGGUAUCGUCGAUCAAGUGCUCUUCACCACCAACACAGAAGGUUUGAGGUUCGUCAAGGUCCGCACACGAACCACAAAGGUCCCGCAAAUCGGAGACAAGUUUGCUUCUCGUCACGGUCAAAAAGGUACUAUCGGUAUUACCUACCGACAGGAAGACAUGCCCUUCACAAGAGACGGUCUCACCCCAGAUCUCAUCAUCAACCCCCACGCCAUUCCCUCGCGUAUGACAAUUGCCCAUUUGGUCGAGUGUCUGCUCUCCAAGGUCGGCGCCAUCACAGGGCAAGAAGGCGACGCUACGCCCUUCACCGACGUAACCGUUGACCAAAUCUCCGAGCUCCUCGAGAACUCCGGCUUCCAGAAGCGCGGCAUGGAAAUCAUGUACAACGGCCACACGGGAAAGAAGAUGCGCACGCAGAUCUUCCUAGGCCCGACAUACUACCAGCGUCUCCGCCACAUGGUCGACGACAAGAUCCACGCCCGUGCGCGUGGCCCCUUGCAAAUCCUCACCCGCCAGCCCGUCGAAGGUCGUGCUCGAGACGGCGGUCUGCGCUUCGGAGAAAUGGAGCGUGAUUGCAUGAUUGCGCACGGUGCCGCCGCGUUUCUCAAGGAACGCUUGUUCUCCGUUUCGGACGCUUAUACGGUCCAUGUCUGCGAUAUCUGCGGCUUGAUGAGCCCUAUUGCUAUGCUGAAAAAGGGCACCUACGAAUGCCGCCCCUGCCAUAACAAAACUCGCAUCUCCCAGAUUCAUAUCCCCUAUGCUGCGAAACUCCUCUUCCAGGAACUCCUCGCUAUGAAUAUCGCUACCCGCAUGUUCACUACCCGCUCGGGGCUUAGCGUGCGCGACUAG
Molecule: messenger RNA, 3807 nt
Organism: Dothidotthia symphoricarpi CBS 119687
Lineage: Eukaryota; Fungi; Ascomycota; Dothideomycetes; Pleosporales; Dothidotthiaceae
Product: RNA polymerase II second largest subunit
Exons: 2
Coding region: 1-3807 (1268 amino acids)
Biological process (GO): DNA-templated transcription
Cellular component (GO): RNA polymerase II, core complex
Molecular function (GO): DNA binding; ribonucleoside binding; DNA-directed RNA polymerase activity
Source: RefSeq, a predicted model, not a curated record